AUGAUAAUUACAACAUGGAUUGCAUACAUUCUUGCCCGGAAUGGUGUUGGGUUCCCCUUCCCACCAAAAACCAGUUCAGACAUUGAAGUUGUGGAAAGUGAGGCUGUGUCUGUAGUACAGCACUGGUUGAAAAAAACUGAAGAAGAGGCUUCGCAGGACAUAAAGCAGAAGAUGUCCAACAACUUCCCUCCCAACCAUGGGGAAAAUGUCCAUGUUACCAGAGAUGUGGUGAAGCACCAUCCAUCAAAGUCUGAUUUGUUAGCAAACCAGAGUCAAGAUGUCCUGGAGGAAAGAACAAGGAUCCAGUUCAUAAGGUGGAGCCAUACCCGUAUCUUCCAAGUGCCAAGUGAGGUGAGAAAUGAUGUCAUGCGUGAACGAAUAGAGCAGGUGAGACAAAGCUUAACCCGUCUGGCCAAUGAGUCUUCUCAGGAGCUUCACGGCAGAAAUUCCUUCUCGGACUGCUGAGGGGAGCAGGUGGGAGAGCUGGCAGGUUAUGUCCUUCACGGUAAAGGAGCAGCCUAUGUAAGAAGAAUGAUCACCUCCUCUUUGACCUGGGGAGUGACCACACCUGGG
This is a messenger RNA of Artibeus jamaicensis (Jamaican fruit-eating bat), 573 nucleotides long. It is a transcript of the gene SPATA19, whose product is annotated as spermatogenesis associated 19. The transcript has 7 exons. Lineage: Eukaryota; Metazoa; Chordata; Mammalia; Chiroptera; Phyllostomidae. The record is from RefSeq and is a predicted model, not a curated record. The coding region runs from base 1 to 465 and encodes 154 amino acids.